This is a messenger RNA of Lucilia sericata (common green bottle fly), 4485 nucleotides long. It is a transcript of the gene retn, whose product is annotated as protein dead ringer. Bases 851 to 3622 code for a protein of 923 amino acids. Lineage: Eukaryota; Metazoa; Arthropoda; Insecta; Diptera; Calliphoridae. The record is from RefSeq and is a predicted model, not a curated record. Gene Ontology annotation, biological process: regulation of transcription by RNA polymerase II. Gene Ontology annotation, molecular function: DNA binding. Gene Ontology annotation, cellular component: nucleus. The transcript has 11 exons.
CUCAUUCGGUUUGUGAUCGUCGUCGUCCAUGCAACGGCGUCGUUUUGUACGGAAUUGAUUAAAAGAAUUUUGUUUUUAUUAUAAUCCAAAAAAAUUAUAACCAUAAAUAAACCCACAAAUUAUAUGUAAAAUAAAAUAAUGCUAUAAAUUUAAUCGGAAACGUAUAAAUAAUUGAAAGAUAAUAAUAAAGUAGUGUAAAUAUAAAACAACCAGUGAAAGUUCAAAAAAAAAUAAUAAUUAUUACAAUUAUUGCUAUGUAACAAUUAAAACAAAUAGGUGUACCUAUAUUUUAGAAGAAAAAAAAAAAACAACUUUAGUGUAAACAAGUACAUAUUGGUAAUAAUAAAUUAAAAAUUAACAACAAAAUAAAGUUCAUACAACAUUAUUAAAUACAAUUUGCUUGUUUCGCCUUAUUCCGACGGUAUUUCAAAAAGACGAAAAGAGAAAGAAAACCUCAAUAAAACUUAAGAACAAGAAAAAUAAACAAAAACCCCUUUGGAUCUUAUUUAAUUUGUUUUUUAACGUGUUAUUCUUAUUAAAAAAUAUAUAAGUUUUCAUAAUGCCUAACGGUUUACUCUGCCAACAGAUCCAUCACCACUGACCUCUGUUCCCCUCUCCUCUGCCACUGCCGGCCGCUCAUUUAUAUAUUUACGAUAUCAGUUACGAUCAAUACAAAUUGUAUUUGAUUUUGUUCGUUUGUUUGUUUGUACGGCACAUACUUUUGUCUAUUGUUUGGCGGCAUCAAUAAUAAUUGCGUCAAUAAGUGAUUGAGUGUGAGAAUUUCAAAAUUUCCAAUUUGUUUAUUUUUACAAGAAUAAUUUAACAUAAAUCUAUCAAAAUUCUGCACCUAAUGCAACUAAAUACCAUGGACUGCACCGGGCGUUCAAAUUUAAAUGAACGUGAUUCGGAGCUUGGAGAUGAUAUGUCACAUGAUGAUCAUUCCGAUGAUGAAAUGCGUGACUGUGAUUCAGUUGAAGGGGAUCACAUCUCUAGAGUAGGAUCGCGCUUAAAUUCAUCUAUGACAAGUAACGGUGCGGGAACGGCUGGUGAUAUGAGUGGUCCUGAUCAUCCCAAUGAUAUGGCCAUGAGCCAUCAUCAUCAAUUUCCAUCAAACCACCCUUUAAAUGCCUUGGGUAGUUUUAUGGGCAUCGGUAGUUUACACGGUAUUCCAAAUUUACAGCACAAUGAUGUGUUGGAGAAACUUAAAAUGCAAGUUCGUGAUAUGAAAGUAGGUUUAAUGGAUCAAGAAUAUGCUGCAGCUCAUGCAGCUGCAUUUGGAUCAAAUGUAUUGUCAACACCAAUAAAUACAGCUUUCACAUUACCACCCACAACAAUGGCAUCAUUUACACAUGCCGCACAGACUCUGGCUGCUCAAGCCGGCAACAAUAUAAAUUCACAUUUGAAUGCAAAUUCUUCAUCGUCUUCAGUCGGUGGGCCUUCAGUCCCCAAUGGCAGUCAUAAUAGUUUUUCAUUUACCUCCCCAACGGCACCCAGCUCAAAAGAUGUAAAUCCUGCCUCGAAUUCAUCAACAUCUAGUGAAACAUCAAAUUCUUCACAGCAAAAUAAUGGCUGGAGUUUUGAGGAGCAGUAUAAACAAGUUCGACAGCUAUAUGAGAUCAAUGAUGAUCCCAAACGUAAAGAGUUCCUUGAUGAUCUAUUUUCAUUUAUGCAAAAGAGAGGCACACCCAUUAAUCGUUUACCAAUAAUGGCUAAAUCUGUAUUGGAUCUUUAUGAACUGUAUAAUUUAGUGAUUGCCCGAGGAGGUCUCGUCGAUGUUAUUAACAAAAAGCUAUGGCAGGAAAUCAUAAAGGGACUUCAUCUGCCAUCUAGUAUAACAAGUGCAGCGUUCACACUACGAACACAAUAUAUGAAAUAUUUGUAUCCCUAUGAAUGUGAGAAGAAGAAUUUAAGCACUCCAGCAGAACUACAAGCUGCUAUUGAUGGAAACCGUCGGGAAGGACGUCGUUCCAGUUAUGGUCAAUAUGAAGCAAUGCACAAUCAAAUGCAAAUGCCUCAAAUGGCUCGCCAAUCUUUGCCAGGCGGCAUGCAACAGAUGUCCCCAUUAGCUUUGGUAACACAUGCGGCUAACAAUCAACAGGCUCAGGCUGCAGCAGCAGCUGCGGCUGCACACCACAGACUGAUGGCACCCUCGUUUGGUCAAGUUCCGAAUUUGGUAACACAGGAAAUUGAGCAGCGUAUGAUCGAAUAUUUGAAGUUAAUUCAAGUGAAAAAAGAACAAAAUGCCAUGAGCAACGGUUCGGGUCCUAUGGGUCUUUCGCCUCACCAUCAGCAUCAACAGCAGUCUCAAUUACAGCAACAACAGCAGCGUCAGAGAUCCCAAAGUCCUGAGGGCAACCCAGGCAUGAAUGCUUUAGAAAUGUCACGUGUGGCACUGUGGCAAAUGUAUCAAAACAAUACAUCACCACCAGCUUCUGUGAAUACCUCACCACAAGGUGGCGGUGGUAGCGGAAAUACAAACAGUGGCGGCAGUCAUGAUGCUCAACGUAGCGAAGCCAUAAACCUGUCGGAUUCACCACCGAAUCUCACCUCAAUAAAACGUGAGCGAGAACGCGAACCCAGCCCGGAAAUGAGUGAACAUAAUGAUUUUCACCACCAACCUCCUCCAGCAAAACGUGCCGGAUUUCCUGCCAGUUUUUACUUACCACCAGGCAUGAGUGGCAUGGCUGCUGCUGCCGCCGCUGCCAACUUCCAUUACAAAGGUGGCCAGCACGAUUCCGAUGCUGAGGCGGACGAAGAAAACGAUGACGAUGAAGGCGACCAUAAUACAACAGCAAAUUCCUCGCACGAUGACCCAAAUGAACGCCAGCAUUUAAAUGGCGGUUCACUCCGAGCACCACGACACCAUGGCAGCAAUAGCAGUGUACACAAUGAUAAGUCUGACGAUUCAGCCAUUGAAAAUUCUCCCUCCACCUCAGCGGCAUCGGCUGGCAAUGGCCACAUUUCCCCGGUAUCCACUAAGAAAAUUCACUUAUCAAAACAGACACAACAACAACACCAUGCUGCAACGGCGAACACUAACACCGGUGGCACACUCGCUGAUAAUAUGACGACUGGUAAAUCUACCUCGCUGGGUCCAUUCGAGGCGUUGAACUUACUAUCUGGAAUGCAAUUUCGUGUAACACGAAACGGUACCAAUUCUAAUGGCGAACAAGAGUUAAUGGUUAACCUUGAAUUAAACGGUAUUAAAUACUCUGGUGUACUUGUUGCAAACACAUCAAAUCUUGCAACAAUAUCAACUGAAACAACGACGUCGACAUCCACAAUGUCGGUAAUCGGUGACAACAGCUUCAGUAACAACAAAAAUGUCAACAAUUCUAAUAAAAGCGAGAAAAACAUCACAAACUGUAGUCGUAAGAACGGCAGUCACUGCCACAGUCCCAAGGAAGACAAGGAUUUAGUCGUUGCCAUGGAUGCAAUGGAAGAUACAAGUGCAUUGACAAUGCGUGAUACAGAAACACCACCAAACACAUCCAUGAUAACAACAAAAACAACACCAUCAACAAAUCAAACAAAUGCUGUCAUAGCAAAUGGUCCCAACCCCAGUAGUAGCAGUAGCAAUAGUAGCACUAAUACACUCAAGGAUGCCCUAAUAACAUCAUAGAAACACACACACAUAACCACACAAACACACGCUUGCAAAUAGACAGACGUAUGUAUGUAUAUAAUCAAGUUGUUGAAUAGAGUUAAACAAGGACCUUGAAUACAUUGUGUUGCUGUGCUGUUAAAAAAAAGAGGAAACGAACAAAAAUGAACUGUCGGAAGCAUGUAAAUGGAGAGAUGGAAAAAAACUAAAAUAAAAUAAUAUAAAAGAAAAAUACAACAUUAACAAGCAGGUAAACAAGUGACUGACAAGAAUCAAACAUAAUUUUAAACUUGGAAAUUUAUUUAAACUACUAUAACUAUAACGACAUCAGCAACAGAAAACAAUCGAAGAGUGCGAAGGAUACUGCAACAAAAAAUACCAACAAAGGAAUAUGAAUAAAUUCACAGAACCGCACACACACACAUAAACAUGUAUGUACUUGCUUACGACACUUUACGCAAGUAUCCAAGGACGAGCAUAAUGAUCAAGAGGACUUGGUAUGUCCAGUGGUAUUUAACCUUAAUGUUACAUUUCAAAAAAGGACCAAAAACAACAAACGAAAUGGACUUGUUGCCCUUAAGUGAAAAACACACAUUCAACGUUUACAAUGUAUGUUUGUUCGUUUGAUGAUGAUUCUGGAUGGAUUUUCUAACUAAAUACAAACGCACACUCAUACUCCUAAAAAGUCCUUAAGAGUAGACGACAUAUCAACUCUACUCAAAUAAGUUUGUACCAAAGGAAAGUUAGAAAAAUAAUAAAACUAAAAUUAUAUUAAAACCUCAAGAGCAACGACAGCAACAAUAACAACUACUACUAGUAAAACUAUACAGCAUGAUAUGAUUUUUAAUUAAAACAAAAACAACAGAAAAAUUACACAAAAA